AUGUCGAAACUUCAAGACUCCGGAGUCCGCUGCCUCUUUUUUGAUACAUUUGGAACCUGCGUCGACUGGCGAACCACGGUGACGGAGACAUUGUGGAAAGCAGCCAAAGAUGCGCUCUGUUCCGCGACCGCGUCGAUUGACAGCCGGGCGCGCAGCAUUGCAACUGACAUGACACGUGAGGAUUGGGGCAAGUUCGCUCAGGACUGGAGGGACGGCUACUACCACUUCACACUAGAGAUUGCGCAAGAUGCGAGUAAGCCAUGGAAGACUGUUGACGAGCACCAUCUCGAAUCGUUCAAGGCCCUCCUUACCUCGCGAGGACUGAUGUUCCCAAGGACCGACAAUAACAACCCUGGCGACGGUUCGCUAUGGACAGAAGCGCAAGUGCAAGACUUGAGCCUGGUAUGGCACCGGCUAGAUCCGUGGCCCGACACCCGACAAGGAUUCGCCGAGCUUAACAAGGGUUUUCAGACUUGCAUAUUAAGCAAUGGCAAUAUGGCCCUUCUCAAUGAUUUAGUCGACUAUGGCAAGCUGCCCGUCAAGCAGAUCCUAUCUGCGGAGAUGUUCAGGUCGUACAAGCCGAGCCCCAAAGUCUACCUAAGGGCGGUGGAAGAAAUGGGGUUGAAGCCCGCACAGUGCGCUCUGGUAGCAGCCCAUCUGGCAGACCUGCAAGCUGCGAAGUCAUGCGGCCUCAGAACUGUUUACGUUGAGCGACCUGAUGAGGAGAGUCAUAAAGAAUUGAGAAAUGAGAGCAUUCCUGAUGUAUGGGUGAAUGAGCAUGAGUACGGACUUGUAAGUGCCGCCGAAAAGCUGGGCGUUCAGGUCAGCAAAUAG
This is a messenger RNA of Zasmidium cellare ATCC 36951, 834 nucleotides long. RefSeq lists its product as uncharacterized. The record is from RefSeq and is a predicted model, not a curated record. Lineage: Eukaryota; Fungi; Ascomycota; Dothideomycetes; Mycosphaerellales; Mycosphaerellaceae. The transcript has 3 exons. The coding region runs from base 1 to 834 and encodes 277 amino acids.